Racocetra persica is the source of this 566-nucleotide messenger RNA. The record is from the annotation of a GenBank genome assembly. Lineage: Eukaryota; Fungi; Glomeromycota; Glomeromycetes; Diversisporales; Gigasporaceae.
GCAAACCAACAAGAAGUACGAAAAAAAAAGUAAUAUUUCACAAACAGAACCAGAAGUAUCUCAACCUUUAAAUAAUUCGCAAACAUCUAAAAAGCCACGAAAAUCACAUCAAGCAAAGGGUAAAGAAAAUGUAAAUCCGAAUAAUGAGGAAACAACUUUAAGAUCUCCAGCUACUUCAAAUCAACUGCAAAAUUUACAGUCUGAACAAUAUGCUGAACAGUAUUGUCAACAAAAUCAGCAGAUUCAAAACCAAAAUACAUCUUUUCUUGCUGCUCAACAAAGUCAUGCACCCGCUAUAGAACCAUAUUAUAUUGAAGAUCAGUGGAUUCAAAACCAAAAUACAUCUUUUCUUGCUGUUUCAAGAGUUCAACCAAAUGGGUCUGAAAUUGACCCUUUUUCUCAACACCCCAGCGGUUCUAAUGAACAUAUGUCUGAAUAUGAAGAAGAGUCUUCAGAAGAUAGAUCAUCGGAGGAUGAAAUUUUUUCUUCACUUAACCAGUAUAAUCUGUCCUCUUCAAAUAUUCAAAAUGCUGAUGAAGCACAUCUUCUUCGAUGGUUAGAAACAC